This is a messenger RNA of Sesamum indicum (sesame), 1114 nucleotides long. RefSeq lists its product as uncharacterized. Gene Ontology annotation, molecular function: protein binding. Lineage: Eukaryota; Viridiplantae; Streptophyta; Magnoliopsida; Lamiales; Pedaliaceae. The record is from RefSeq and is a predicted model, not a curated record.
UUUACUAGUCCAAAAUCAACCCAACUUAUCCUUAAUACACUAAUUACAGUGUGGUUUGGAUUGCGCAAAUUGAUUGGGGCCGGAGCGUGAACACCCCUACAUUCUAUAAUAGAAAUCUGUAAGUUUAUAAAGCAUAUGGGAUUGAACAUUUUCUGUGCAACAUAUACGACCCAAGUCAACAGUCAAGCCAAGAACACGCGUAGCCGUCGCGCUUCUUCUUUUCUGAUAUAAUCUCUCCGCCCAAUUUCUCAUAAUUUCGCACCCCAAAAGAAACAACAUGGAGGACCAGAUGUGGAGCGAUCUACUGUUGCAGGCAGCCAUCAUUCUGAUCGCCGUGUUCAUGUUCCUCUUCAUCCACAGCAUCCCCCAAAAGCUCUUCUCCAAGCUCCGCCUCCUCUCCCGCCGAUCCAAUUUCGAAGCCAAGCGCCAUUUCGUUCUCGGCGCCCAGCUCCUCUCCCAGGCCAGAUCCUCCUCCGACCGCUCCCUCGCGCACCGAGCUGAAGCAGAGGCCGAUAGAGCCAUCUCUAUCGACCCCAAGGAUGCAGCGUAUCACAUACUCAAGGCGCUCGCUCUCGAGCUGCAGGGGUUCAAGACCUCGGCUCUCGAUUCGCUGGACAUCGCGCUGUCGCCGCUGGCCGCGAAAUCUCUGAGCGACGGUGAGAGAGCGGAAGCGUUGUUCAAGCGGGCGGAGCUGCGUUUGGCGGUGAUCGACGGCGGUGGAGCGGUGGAGGACCUGGUGGAGUCGGUGAAGCUGAAAGGGGAUAAUGCGAGGGCGUAUGGGUUGUUGGGGGAGUGUUAUGAGAAGAAAGGGUUGAAAGAGGAGGCCCGAAAAGCGUAUGGGGAUGCUCUCCGAGUCCAACCCGAAUACGAUUCGGCCCGAGAUGCAUUGGCCCGUCUCGUGGCCCCCUAACCCAUUGGGCCUCGUUUGGUUUGAUUGACGGAAUUGUGGAGGACAUAAUUGUUGAGGAAUUCGACGUCGUAUGAUUUGUAAUCUCACGAUAGUCUAUUCUGGUUUGGUUAAAUUGAUUGGAUACGAUGUUUAACAAUAUGUAUUUGGUCCAAUUGAUUGAUAACAUGUUAAUGUUAUGGCCCAAACAAAAGUUAGGAUUCACAA